Messenger RNA from Paramecium primaurelia, 363 nucleotides. The record is from the annotation of a GenBank genome assembly. Lineage: Eukaryota; Ciliophora; Oligohymenophorea; Peniculida; Parameciidae.
AUGAAUCUCUUUAAAGAAUUCUUUACACAAAUCGCACGUAUUAAAUCUAAGAAUUCUAUUUCUACUAUUGAUACACUUAUUGCAAUGUAUUCUAAAUGUUUUGAAUAUUAUGACUAAUAAUAAGAUCCAAUCAAAUACUAUUUUUUGGAAAAAAUUCAAUAUACUUUAUCUUAAGAUCAUACUAUUGAACAUAUAACUAGAAACUCUAAUCGAACAUAAACAACUAGAGUUUCUAUUUCAAAAUUAGAUCCAGAAUUACUAAAUACUUCAAUUAGAUCUAAACAAACAAACAAUCCAUAAAAUUAAUUUUCAAUCUCAACUCAAUCAAGACACACAUAAUUAACAAUUAAAUACAUUACUUGA